AAACUGGAGGGACGGCCACAGGGAAAGGGAAAGGGACAGAAAGAGCAAGCAGUGCGUCAAGAGGAAGACCGAUGGGUAGAUGAAGAGGCUCUGAUGCUCCACGUCAGGCACGAGCUGUUUCGGCUUGGUGCUGACGUCACUGCACUCCCAUAAUGCAACGAAACAUAUGACAAAAAAGUAAACAAGAGGUAUUCACGAUGGCAGCGGACAGUGAUCCCGAGACGGAGGUGUUUGAGAUCACGGACUUCACUACCGCGUCCGAAUGGGAAAGGUUUGUGUCAAGAGUUGAGGAAGUGUUAAAUGACUGGAAGCUCAUUGGCAGCUCUGCCGGAAGGGCUUCUCCAGAGAAGGGUGAAUACACCAGUGGCACCUGGGAGGAAAAGUCUCAGGAGAUCAACUUCGCUGACUUCAAGUUCUCUAUAACCCACCACUACUUGAAGCAGGAAUCAGACAAGAGUGAUCUGAAAGAGGAACUCGAGGAAGAUGCAUUUCCCUUGGCUAUGCAGGACCUCCUGUGUAUGAACAAUGAUUUUCCUCCGAGGGCGCACUGUCUGGUGCGAUGGUAUGGCAUGCGAGAGUUCUUGGUCAUCUCACCGGGGGCCAACUGUGAAGCCAUCACCAGCGAGUCCAAGUGCAACUUACUGCUCAGCUCCGUCUCUAUAUCUCUGGCCAACAGCGGCUGUCAGGUGCCAAUGUUUGUGCAGAUCCAGCAGAAGUGGAGGCGGCUGUACGCCGGGGAGUGCCAGGGUCCGGGCGUGCGCACCGAUUUUGAAAUGGUCCACCUCCGCAAGGUGCCCAGCCAGUACAACCACCUGUCUGGCCUGCUCGACAUCUUCAAGGCCAAGAUAGGCUGUCCCCUGACCCCCCUGCCCCCCGUCACCAUCGCCAUCCGCUUCACUUACGUCCUGCAAGACUGGCAGCAGUACUCCUGGCCCCAGCAGCCUCCAGACUUUGACGCUCUUCUCGGAGGCGAGGUGGGUGGGGUGGAGUUCGGCAAGCUUCCGUUCGGCGCCUGCGAGGACCCAAUCAGUGAGCUGCACCUCGCCACCACUUGGCCGCACCUGACCGAAGGCAUUGUGGUGGAUAACGACGUCUACUCCGACCUGGACCCUCUCCAAGCCCCCCACUGGUCUGUGCGAGUCAGGAAAGCGGAAAAUCCCCAAUGCUUGUUAGGAGACUUCCUGAACGAGUUCUUCAAGCUUUGCUGUAGGAAGGAAUCCACCGAGGAGAUAUUGGGCAGAGGAUUGACCGAGGAAGAGGGCAAAGAGAACACUGACCUCAGCGCGGCUCUCUCCAAGCUGACGGAGCCGGCGGCCGCGCCCAUGUCAAAGCUGUCCGUCUCCAGCAUGGUGCACAGCGCCCGCAAGCACAUCCGCCGCCACCGCCGCGUCGACGAGUCGCCGCUCAGCAACGACGUGCUCAACUCCAUCCUGCUGUAUUUAUUCCCGGACGCGGCGGUGGAGAGGUCUUCGACGGGGGCUUCGGACGCCAGCGACGGCCGGGCCGCGCCGCCACCUAGCACCGGCGGCAGGAGCGAGCCCGAUAAAGACUCCGAUUAUAACCUGUUCAACCAGCUGAAGUCGGCACCCAGCGACAGUCUGACCUAUCGGCUGGCCCUGUGCGUGUGCCUGGUAAACUUCUACCACGGUGGCGUGCGCGCCCUGGCCCAUCUGUGGCAGGAGUUUGUCCUAGAGAUGCGCUUCCGCUGGGAGAACAACCACCUAGUCUACGGGCUGGCCAGCGGAGCCCCUGAUCUCCGCUGUUGUCUGCUGCAUCAGAAGCUCCAGAUGCUCAACUGCUGCAUCGAGAGGAAGCGGGCGAGGGACGAGUCCCGGAAGGCCAGCGACGGGGGAAAGGAGCGGGACCGACCGCUGCCGGGCGGCGGCGAAAACGGGCGCCGUAGCCGCCGCGAGGGCGCGGCCGGCGCCACGGCCGCCACGGCGGCCGGCUCCGGCGCCGCGCGGGAGGCCUCCCCGGGGAAGUCGUGGGACUCGUGGAGCGACAGCGAGGACGAGUUCUUCGAGUGCCUGAGCGACCAGGAGGAGGCGGCGGCGGCGAAGGAGGGCGAGGCGGAGAAGGGCGGAGCCGGUAGGGCCAAGCCCCCCGACGGCAGGCUCCACCCCCACGGCACCAUGACCCUGCUGAACCCGUCCACAGAGCCCAUGUACAUCCCCGUCACGCAGGAGCCGGCCCCCAUGACGGAGGACCUCCUGGAGGAGCAGUCGGAGGUGCUGGCCAAGCUGGGCACCACGGCCGAGGGCGCCCACCUCCGGGCCCGCAUGCAGAGCGCCUGCCUGCUCUCCGACAUGGAGUCCUUCAAGGCCGCCAACCCGGGCUGCUCUCUGGAGGACUUUGUGCGCUGGUACUCUCCCCGGGACUACGUGGAGGAGGAGGUGGUGGACGAGGCGGGCGCCCCCGUGCUCCGGGGCGAGCUGAGUGCCAGGAUGAAGAUCCCGGGGAACAUGUGGGCCGAGGCCUGGGACACGGCCAGGUCGGUGCCCGCGCGCCGCCAGAAGCGGCUGUUUGACGACACCAAAGAGGCCGAGAAGGUCCUGCACUACCUGUCAGUCCAAAAACCAGCUGACCUGACCCGGCAUCUCCUGCCAUGCAUCCUGCAUGCUGCUGUGCUCAAGCUCAAGGAGGAGGAGUCCCUGGAGGACAUCCCUUCAGUGAAGAAAGCUGUCCAGCAGGCCACUUCUCAUGCCAGCAAGCAGCUACGACACCCCAACCCCGACCACAAGAAGCUCGAAGAAGUCAUCAGUCAGCUGGUGGCGGUGGAGACCGUCAUUGCCCGGGCCCGCUCCCUCAAGGCAAAGUUUGGCAUAGGCAAAGCUGAGGCAGGAGAGGAUUCCGAAGAUCUGGAGAAGUUCGUCAUCUCCUUGCUGGAGGAGCCCGAGGUGGCGGUGUUGGGUGCUGGACGCGGGCCGGCUGGCAGCAUCAUCCACAAGCUGUUUGUCAGCUCUCAGAGGGCAGCCCUACUGGCACCCAUGGACGACGACCUGGUCCGUCCAGGGGGCGGGGCCGAUGACAGGAAGCCGAUGGGCGGCGGCCUCAACGUGCCCGACUUCCCGCCCCCCGCGGGGCGCGAGAUCCUUCUGCGGACGUGCGUCCCGCGGCCGGCGCCGUACUCCAAGGCCCUGCCCCAGCGUCUGUUCUGUGUGCUCUUGAGGGAGGACUUCAGACUGGCCGGGGCCCUCUCCUCCGACACCUCCUUCUUCUGAGAGCCCCCCUCCCCCAUGGAUGAAGUGCAUGCGUUCUUUUUUUCUUUUCUUUUUUUAUUAAGGGUUAUAUCGUCAUAUCGACUCCAAGCAAAACGCCACUGUUUUUGUGUUGCGGUCGAGGCGGUUGCUUGACCAGUCCAUCCAUAAAGAAUAUCGGGAAGCAGCGCGCUUUGUUGUUCUGAUUGUUAUUAUUGUUGUCAUUGCGUAAUGGCACACUGCGAUCAUUGUGGGUCACCACAGGUGUUUGUCAAUGUAUUUAUUCCCUCCCCUCUGUUUAGAGGGGAGGCAAAUAAACCGUCUCUGUGUCGCAUUGUGAUUUAAAGUAUUGACCAGACAAUGUGAGGUUGGUGUUUGGUUGGUUUACUGUGGAAGAAAAACAGGACAGGAAUGUCUUUGUUGACCGCGGUGUGCGCUACCAUACCACUAUUUGUUAGACGGACUUUACUGUCCGUUUUCAUCCAGAGGUUGACAAAAGGUAACAACCACUCUGUAGUUCUUUAACUAAAGACUUGUCUUGUAUUCUCUCACCCGCCUAAGGUGUUUUCUAAAUAGAGAACAAUCACUUGUCUUUGGCGAACCAACCUAACCAUACCUGACAAAAUAAUGGCGCUAUUUAUGUUUACAAUGGUAUCUUGUGUUUAUCAUGACCUUCUCCUCAACAACUCGUUUCGUCAGGGUAAGCGUUCAACCUGGCAAGUUGACAAUUUGGGGAGACACCAUUUAUCUUCUCAUAUGUUAGUGCUAUUUGUCUCGCAUCAGCAUACAUACUCAUCUGUAUUCCUUGUGCAUUUGUGGUUUAGCUAAACAAAUAAAAAUGCAUUGUGGACAAAUGUAAACAAUGCUUGUUUACAUUUACUUAGGUGUAAAUGUAAUUCCUCAGUGUCCCCUACCUUGUAGAAACCCCUGGUCAAAAGUGCAAUUACACAUAUCAUAUAUUGUACACACAAUGUAUAAAUGUAAUAGAAUAACAAUGUAGCUUCACUCAAAGCAGAAGGAACCAGUUUUGAUUGUCGAUUUUCAUUGUGCUCUUUCUGCUAAAAAUUAUGUUUCAAAUUAAAAACUAUUGCCUAGUUAAAGCAUUUCUAUUGUCAUUAGUUGACUAGGGGAGUGGAUGUGAUCUGGGGAUAUGGAACUGAUAUGUACAUGAUAAAUGUAUUUCUAUGUCCUUUACUUUAGUACUGUAACAUGGAUAACAAUAAACACAUUCAAAUCAAA
Molecule: messenger RNA, 4436 nt
Organism: Gadus morhua (Atlantic cod)
Lineage: Eukaryota; Metazoa; Chordata; Actinopteri; Gadiformes; Gadidae
Gene: rab3gap1
Product: RAB3 GTPase activating protein subunit 1
Exons: 25
Coding region: 198-3221 (1007 amino acids)
Biological process (GO): positive regulation of GTPase activity
Molecular function (GO): GTPase activator activity
Source: RefSeq, a predicted model, not a curated record